AUGGCUAGACAUGAUAUAGUAUCGGCCUCGAACAGAAUCAAGUGUAUUUUAUCUAUCGAUUAUGGAACUACAUAUACAGGUAUCAGUUAUGUGUUUUCGAAUGAAUCUGACCUGAAUGACAUCUCCACGGUUCAGACAUGGCCAGGCGAAGGCAGAGACAGAGAUUUUGAAUGGAAAACUCCGACUGUCAUUGCGUAUGGCACAGAGAAUGGAUUUCAAGGUAUCAAAUGGGGCUUCACCGUCGAACCAGGAAUGGUCUCGUACUCUUGGACAAAGCUGCUACUAGACAAGAAUGCUCCUAAAGGAAAGUAUGAUGACCCAACUCUAGCCAAAAUUGCUAGAAAGGGAAUGCUGGAACUUCCAAGGGGCAAGUCUGCUCAAGACGUGUGCGAAGAUUACCUUCGAGAAGUACGGAAGUAUGUCUUCGCUCGUCUUGACAAGGAAAAGGGUGAGGAUUUUAUGAAACUCACGCCUAUGGAGUGCUGGAUCACGGUCCCUGCUACUUGGCUUGAUGAAGCACAGGAUGCGACGAGACAGGCUGCUAUUGGAGCCGGAUUUGCAUCCAGAACAAUGGAUUCCAUCAAUGUCAUUCCUGAGCCAGAAGCCGCUGCUAUUUGUGCGCUCAAGAAACUCACAGUUCCCGGCACACAAGAUUCACUCAAGACUGGCGAUAACAUCAUGAUCUGUGAUUGUGGCGGUGGGACAGUAGAUUUGACAACGUACUCUAUCACAGCCACAUAUCCUGUGCUAGAAUUCGAGGAGCUCGUCGUAGGAGAAGGUGGAAAAUGCGGCGCCACUUACAUUGAUCGGAAUCUGCAUACGCUGAUGACUCAACGUUUCGGGGACUCGUUCACAAAAUUAGACGCAAAGAAGACCGGCCCGGGUAGCAAGUUCAUGCAGUCAUUUGAGCGAGUGAAAAGAGACUUCCCCAAGGGUUUCGACAAAGAGAAAGGCAUUGGGCCACUAAAAUUGACCUCCAAAAAUCCAGCAUAUUAUGACGACGAUGAUGGAACGGUGAAGCUGUCUUGGGCCGAUAUGACAUCUCUGUUUGACCCAGUCAUUAAACAGGUCAUAGGUCUGGUAGAAGCCCAGGUACUAGAUGCAAAGGGCAUGAACCACAGCGUUGAGCGUAUCAUUCUAGUCGGCGGAUUCGGUGACUCGCCAUAUCUCUUCGAAAAGCUUGAUGCGUGGUGCAAAGAUAACGGGAAUAUUAAGCUGAUCUGUCCUCCGGCGCCACAAGCUGCUAUUGCAAGAGGUGCUGCGCUCCGAGGUCUCGCAGGAACGGCACCCAGCCUGAAGAAGCAGCGCCGGCAUUACGGCUACGAAGUCGGAAGACCUUUCGUUGCCGGGGUUGAUGAUGCGAGUAAGGCUUACAAUGAUCCCUUCACGGAAGGCUUGGAUAAGAGAAAUAUUGCUGAGAUGAAUUGGAAAAUUGCGAAGGGAGAGAGUGUCACGACUAAGACAGUCCGAUCUCAGUCUGUGUACUUCACUCAUACAAACGGCGAUAAGACCACCAGGUCUCUCGAAUUGUUUUCCUACAACCUCGACAUUGCUCCAUUAUCCACUGGUCAUGAUCGUGUUGUGAAGGUUGGCGAGGUCAAGGUCGAUUUUUCGUCUGUUGACUUGAACACCGUCCCCUCUGUUGUUUCAGGCGGUCUUAAGUACUAUAGAAUGGACUUUGUCAUCAAGAUUGAAUUCGGUGCAGUCAAAGGCAUUCUAGUGUUUUCUAGUUGGAUCGGGGAUAGACAGGUUGGAACAGCAAGCCUCUCCUUUGCAAAGUAGAUUAGGGUUUGAGAUAUUGGAUAUCCAUGCAUUGUUAUUUUGUGCCACUAAUAUCUCAGAAGACCCAAAGAUCUGUAAAUCCGUUCUAGCAAAUGUAUUUCAGGCAAGUGCAUGCGAACAGUAAGAUAGAUACUCAGGGUCAAGCUGAGUCGAAAGUCGUGCCUAC
Hyaloscypha bicolor E is the source of this 1948-nucleotide messenger RNA. Its product is annotated as actin-like ATPase domain-containing protein. NCBI's taxonomy places the organism in Eukaryota, Fungi, Ascomycota, Leotiomycetes, Helotiales, Hyaloscyphaceae. Bases 1 to 1782 code for a protein of 593 amino acids. The transcript is spliced from 10 exons. Gene Ontology annotation, molecular function: ATP binding; ATP-dependent protein folding chaperone. The record is from RefSeq and is a predicted model, not a curated record.